AAACAACAACAAAACAUGGCGAACGACAAUGACGACAACUCGCGACGCACUCGCGAGCGCCCCGAAGACAAUCCGUUCAUCGCAUUCCGCCGCUUCGCCGAUUCUCAGGGUCGCGUCACUUAUGAACACCGUCUUCACACUUCCCGCCACCAUCGCCAACUACAACAACGUGCAUCAGGCGCGCAAAGCCUGCCUCUUCAAAAAGGCAGACCAGGCGCAAUGCGAUAGGCUGCAGGAGAUUGAGGGCCAAAUUGCCGGCCUACGAAACGAGGGGCGAGAGCUGUACCGCGUUGGCGACCUGCAGCAGGUGCUGAGGAAGAGCGAGGAGCUGAUGAAGCUCGACCGCCAUGCCGAUGAGUUGAGAAAAGACAUCGUCGGAAAGAGCGACGAGGGCGAAGACUCGACGGAGCUAGUGCACAGAGUGGCGAACAAGAAGGGCCAGGAGUGGGGAUGGGACUGGAGCUGGGGGUUCCCGAAGCCUUUCGACGACGACCGCGACGUCUCCAAUUCGACAUCCCCAUCUGGGCGCGGUCAGGCGCUCGAUUAUCUCCAUCAAUUCGAAAGAGAAUCGAAGCGAAUCUUCGGCGAAGACGCGUACGACGAAGCUAUGGAUGCUGCUUGGACUGCGAUGCAAUCGAGUCCAAUACUGCGCGGCCUCGUUAGCGAUAAGGAGCUGGAACUCAUGCAGGGAUUGAUAUACCGCUCUCGCCCAUACGCCCCGCAGGCGCUGGAGUCGGAUAGCCAGAUGCAGCACGCUGGCGUGAAUUGGCGGGAGGCAUAUGAGGACCUUGUGCGUACGCAGGAGGAAGAGAACAGGGCCAGGACACGUGAACUUCGCAGCAAGGCCAUGAAAGAUGAUCGGUACCGGUCUUACCCAAAGCAGGUACCUUGGACAGACGAGGAACACGAUGACGAACCCAGCUACGAGUACUCGCACGAUCACGAAGACCAGCAUGACGACCCACCUACACCAAAGAUGAAGCACGGCGACAGUUUCACGGAAUGGUGCAAAUAUGCACCUGAGCAGAGCGCUUCCGACAAGCGGGUUAUUGCCAAGUUCCUGUCGGUAGAGCAGCGGGAAAAUGAUCGAUGGCUGGGUACGCGCGGGUCGGAAUCUACUAAUGAUUGGUGCGAUCCUGCUCAAGAACAGAAUGCUUCUGAUAAGCGCGACAUUCAGAAGUUCUUGGCACACCAGCAGCAGAACGGACGAGAACUUGCUCUCAGAGAGUCACUAGAGACAACUGAGACGGAACUCGACGCCUACGAGCAGCUGCUUGAGAAACCGAAGGGCUUCGAUUAUGUAAAAGCAGCACCGAGCAGCGACAGCAAACCAUCAAUCCUUUCGACACUCACUACAACCGAACGAACGGUCGCACCUGAUGGCAGUGUAACGACCAAAGUGGUGCUGAAGAAGCGCUUCGCCGACGGUCGCGAGGAGAGCUCCGAGACUGUACAUACACAACGCGGGCAAGAGCCAGAGCCGUGGGCCACGAGGCAGACACCGGAGGUCAGGAACUACAACAACAACGAUGAAGUUCAGGGGAAGGAGAAGAAGAGUAGUGGCUGGUUUUGGUCAAGCUAGGUCUAUCUUUAUGAGUCGAAUGCUUGAUGCUAUCUGCACGAAGUUGCAUGAUGUUUCGUGAUAACGGCGUUGGGCUUUUGUGGCAGUUGUACACGGUUGAAUGUCGGGCUGGCCGGCGUUUUGGAUCACUCAAAUCUCUUCAUAGUUGUUGCACAUACCCCUCUCAAUACAUUCUAUCUUCGUUAUUCAGUAUAA
Messenger RNA from Parastagonospora nodorum SN15, 1777 nucleotides. RefSeq lists its product as hypothetical. The coding region runs from base 29 to 1582 and encodes 517 amino acids. The record is from RefSeq and is a predicted model, not a curated record. Lineage: Eukaryota; Fungi; Ascomycota; Dothideomycetes; Pleosporales; Phaeosphaeriaceae. The transcript has a single exon.